Messenger RNA from Apis cerana (Asiatic honeybee), 4183 nucleotides. It is a transcript of the gene alpha-Cat, whose product is annotated as catenin alpha. Gene Ontology annotation, molecular function: beta-catenin binding; actin filament binding; cadherin binding. The record is from RefSeq and is a predicted model, not a curated record. Gene Ontology annotation, cellular component: catenin complex; adherens junction; actin cytoskeleton. Gene Ontology annotation, biological process: cell migration; cell-cell adhesion. NCBI's taxonomy places the organism in Eukaryota, Metazoa, Arthropoda, Insecta, Hymenoptera, Apidae.
AAGGCUUUGAUAUUUUCCGUAUGCCAAUGUGAACAUUUUUUUGUGAUCAGACUGAUCAUUCUGACGCACCCUGACUUUUUCAAACAUUCUCAUAUCUUGUUAUCAACGUUAUAUCAUUUAGUCUUUCCUUUUUUUAUAAUAGAAUUGAUUUAUUUGAAAUAAUAAAAAUGUCAGAUCACUUUGGCCCGAUAACUUUAAAAUGGGAUCCUAAAAAUUUAGAGAUCCGUACUAUGUCUGUAGAAAAAACAUUGGAACCUUUAGUUUUACAAGUCACUACACUUGUAAAUACAAAGGGUCCUAGUAAAAAAAAGAAAGGAAAAUCAAAAAGAGCUAGUGCUUUAGUUGGAACUGUUGAAAAAGCAACUAAUAAUUUUAUUGAAAAAGGAGAACAAAUAGCGUAUGAAAAUCCUGAUAUUACUGCAGAAAUGUUAAGUGCUGUUGAAGAAGUAAGAAAAACAGGUGCUGCAAUGAGCAUUGCUGCUAGAGAAUUUUCAGAAGAUCCUUGUUCUUCUUUAAAAAGAGGCAAUAUGGUUCGUGCUGCAAGAAACUUAUUAUCUGCAGUAACACGUUUGCUUAUUUUAGCAGAUAUGGUUGAUGUGCAUUUGUUGUUGAAGUCAUUGCAUGUAGUAGAAGAUGAUUUAAAAAAAUUAAAGAAUGCAUCUUCACAGGGAGAGUUAUUAGAAAAUAUAAAACAAUUUGGAAGAAAUGCAUCAGAACUUAUGAAUCAAGCUGCAAAACGUCAACAAGAAUUAAAAGAUCCUCAAUUAAGAGAUGAUUUAGCUGCAGCAAGAGCUGUUCUUAAAAAACACUCUACUAUGCUUUUAACAGCCUCUAAAGUUUAUGUUCGACAUCCUGAAUUAGCUGCAGCAAAAGCAAAUCGUGAUUAUGUUUUGAAACAAGUCUGUGAAGCUGUAAAUACCAUUAAUGAUGUAGCACAAGGAAAAACUCCAAUUGAUACUCAACAUCCUUAUGAAGGACCUGGAGAAUUAGCUGCUGCAUUAGAUGAUUUUGAUGAAAGAAUGGUAAUGUCUCCACUUGCAUACAAUGAAGUACGUACAAGACCUAGUCUUGAGGAAAGAUUGGAAAGUAUUAUUAGUGGUGCUGCAUUAAUGGCAGAUUCUUCAUGCACUCGAGAUGAGCGUAGAGAACGCAUUGUUGCAGAAUGUAAUGCAGUUAGACAAGCACUUCAAGAUUUAUUAAGUGAAUAUAUGAAUAAUAUGGGCGUCAAAGAACAAUCAGAAGGCUUAGAAAGAGCAAUUGACCACAUGUGUAGAAAAACUCGGGAUCUUCGUAGACAAUUACGAAAAGCUGUAGUAGAUCAUGUGUCUGAUAGUUUUUUAGAAACAAGCGUACCUUUAUUGGUUCUCAUUGAAGCUGCAAGAAAUGGUCGUGAUAAGGAAGUAGAAGAAUAUGCAUUAGUUUUUACAGAACAUGCUAAUAAACUAGUUGAGGUUGCCAAUUUAGUGUGUAGUAUGUCAGGAAAUGAAGAUGGUGUAAAAAUGGUCCGUUAUGCGGCAGCACAAAUUGGAAAUUUAUGUCCACAAGUAAUCAAUGCAGCACGUGUGCUUGCAGCUCGUAAUCGAUCUAAAGUAGCUUUAGAUAAUAUGGAAGUAUUCCGACAAGCAUGGGAAAAUCAAGUAAGAGUACUAACUGAAGCUGUUGAUGAUAUUACUACUAUUGAUGAUUUCUUAGCUGUAUCUGAGAAUCAUAUCUUAGAAGACGUAAAUAAGUGUGUAUUGGCAUUACAAGAAUGUGAUGCUGAUACUUUAGAUAGAACCGCGGGUGCGAUUCGUGGACGAUCUGCCAGAGUGUGUAAUGUUGUUCAAGCAGAAAUGGAUAAUUAUGAGCCUUGUAUCUAUACAAAACGAGUUUUAGAAGCUGUAAAAGUUCUAAGAGAACAAGUGAUGCCGAAAUUUGCGCAGAGAGUAGAAGUGGCAGUAGAUGCAUUGGGUAGUAGUCCAGCUAAAGAUGUGGAUGAAAAUGAUUUUAUAGAUGCUUCAAGAUUAGUUUACGAUGGUGUUCGUGAAAUUAGGCGUGCUGUAUUGAUGAACAGAGCGGAUGAAGAUUUAGAUCCAGAAGAUGUUGAACUUGAUGAACAUUAUACAUUAGAAACUCGUAGUAAAUCGAGUGCGCAAACUGGUGAACAUGGUGUUGAUGAAUAUCCAGAAAUAAGUGGUAUUACUACGGCUCGUGAAGCUAUGCGUAAAAUGCCAGAAGAAGAUAAACAAAAAAUCUUACAACAGGUAGAAUACUUCAAAAGUGAGAAACUAAAAUUUGAUAAAGAAGUUGCUAAAUGGGAUGAUGCAGGAAAUGAUAUUAUUGUACUUGCAAAACAUAUGUGUAUGAUUAUGAUGGAAAUGACAGAUUUUACUAGAGGUCGCGGACCUUUAAAGACGACUAUGGAUGUCAUUAAUGCAGCAAAAAAAAUUUCUGAAGCUGGAACUAAAUUAGAUAAAUUAACAAGACAAAUAGCAGAUCAAUGUCCAGAAAGUUCUACUAAAAAAGAUCUUUUGGCUUAUCUACAACGUAUAGCAUUAUAUUGUCAUCAAAUGAAUAUUACAAGUAAAGUUAAAGCAGAUGUACAAAAUAUUAGUGGAGAAUUAAUUGUAUCUGGACUUGACAGUGCAACUUCUCUUAUUCAGGCUGCUAAAAAUUUAAUGAAUGCAGUUGUACUUACUGUUAAAGCUUCAUAUGUUGCAUCAACCAAAUAUCCUCGACAAUCUACAGUAACUUCACCAAUUGUUGUAUGGAAAAUGAAAGCACCAGAAAAGAAACCAUUGGUACGUCCUGAAAGACCAGAAGAAGUUAGAGCAAAAGUACGUAAAGGUUCACAGAAAAAAGUGCAAAAUCCGAUACACGCAUUAUCUGAAUUUCAGAGUCCUACAGAAAGCGUUUAAAAUUUUACAUAUUAUUAGAUUAUUAUAGUUAAUGAUUUUAUCAGCACACAUUCUUAUACAUAUCUAGCAAUAAUGUCUAUAAUAAAAAUAUGUAUAAGGCUGUUAUUUUAAGUAAUAUUAAUAAUAAUUAAAGGCCUUAAAUUUUUGCUAAAAUAUUGCAUGAAGGUCAGUUUUUUAUUGUAAUGAAUUUUUUGACAAUAAUAUUGAUAAAUACUUUGUUAUGCUUUUAUAAAAAAAAUUAAUUAAAAUACAAAUAUUAAUAUUAACAUUUUUCCACUGAUAACUAAUUAAUAAAUUAAUAAUUUCAAAUGUAAAAUAUAAUAUGAAUUUUGUAUUUAUAUAAAUACUUUAAUAACAAGUUAUAUUUUAUUUUUAAUAACAACGUAUAUUUUAUUAUAAAGUAAAAUAGUAAAAUUUUAAUUUUUAUUAUUUUUGCUUUAUAUAUUUGCUUUGCAUAUAUAUUUUUAAUAUUUUAUAUUUCCAUAGAAUUUCAAUUAAUUAAAAUUGCAUGUUUUAUUUAAUAUUAUAUUUAUAAUUUAAUGAAAAAAUAAUUUGUUACUUUAUAUUAAUAAAAAUUUGCAAAAAAAUAAUAUAAAUAAGACAGUAUUGCAUUGGAAUAAAGAGACUGCACAUCAAAGUAUUUAAUGAUUGUAUAUAAGUAAAUAUAACUACAUAUUUUAAAAAAAUUCUUCUUUAUGAUGAUUUUGUAUUAGUUGUAGCAUGUAAAAAAUAAUUGUAAAAAAACUGAUACCAAUUUCAUACUUCGUACAAUGGAUGAAGUAUUAUAUUAAAAACAUUUUUAUAAAGCUUUUUGAUAAUUAAUUCAUAAAUUUUUUCAUUAAAAUAAAUAUUCUUUAUAUUAAAAUUUAUUCAAUAUUACUAUUUGAAGUUGACAUAUAUUUAAAAUAAGAUUUGAAAAGAUUAUUUAAAAAAUAUAUAAAAAUUUUAUUAAUUUAUUUUAUAGUUAUCAUUACAUGAUAAUUAUUAAUUAACUACGAAAAUAAUAUGUUAUAUAUGUGGCAAAUAGAUAAUAACAAUAUAAAAUUCUGCUUCAUAUUAUAUGUACUAUUUCAUUUACAUCAGUGUAGUUAUUGUAGUAAAUGUUGCAUUUAAAUAUAUUAAAGCAGAAAAUAUGAAAUAAAACAACUUCAUAGCUUUUAAUAAGAUAUGCAUUGGUAUCAAUUUUUUACUAUUGUAAAACUGAUACUAAUUUAAAUAAAAGUAAUUGUAAGAUUUAAUUGUAAUUACUGAUAUGCUGCCAAAUACAAGGUGAUGCUUUUAACAAA